Dendronephthya gigantea is the source of this 1575-nucleotide messenger RNA. RefSeq names its product complement C1q and tumor necrosis factor-related protein 9-like. The transcript is spliced from 11 exons. Bases 110 to 1009 code for a protein of 299 amino acids. Lineage: Eukaryota; Metazoa; Cnidaria; Anthozoa; Malacalcyonacea; Nephtheidae. The record is from RefSeq and is a predicted model, not a curated record.
ACUGGGUCACCAGGGUCUUCUUGCACCUACAAUAUAUUUAACCUAAACGCCUCACUUAGCAAUUUUAGCCCAUCUCGACGAUACUGUUGUGUUCUAGACUGAGAUAAUUAUGAAUGAAAUUGUGUUGCUUCUUCUGUUAAUGUCGAUAACCAACGACGUUGCUGCGUCACGAAACAGUGUCAACACGACUGAUCAGAAAACGAUUUGUGCACAAAGAGCUGAUACACUUAAACUAUUGUAUGGACACGAUGGUGAACCUGGUGUGCCAGGAGCAAAGGGUGAGCAAGGCCCAAAAGGCUAUGCUGGAAUGGUAUUCUUUAAGGGUCCCCGCGGACCUCCUGGAGGAAGAGGUACACCGGGAUACAAUGGUAUGCAGGGAAUGAAAGGAGAUCCUGGUGAACCGGGAGUGCCAGGUGUUAACGGUAAGGACGGUUUGACUGGUGAAAAGGGUUCCAUUGGUUUCUCUGGUCCACUUGGACUUCAGGGGGACAGAGGAGCAAAGGGAGAAGCAGGUCAAAAGGGUCAAAAAGGAAGUAAAGGAAAGGCCGGCGCUAAGAUGGAACAGGAAAUGGAGAUAUACACACUUAAUGACUACUUCGUGUCCCAGAGUGGUUAUUACAACAAUCGCUAUCACGUUACAUCACGUGUUCUAACUGACGGAAGAUCAGACACCGGUGGUUGGGGCAGCGAGUCAGAAAAUGCUGGGAACUAUAUUCGAGCAACUUAUAUUCGCCCUGUUUACGUCACGUCAUUAACAGUAGCUGGAGGUUUCAUAUCAUCUUGGGGUCAUGAUGUGAAGCCAGAAUACGCGGACCUGGACUUGGAAUAUUCUUUCGAUGGCAAAAGUUGGUUAAAGGCACGAACUGUUCCUGCACCUGUGCAAAAUGCUGAGAUGAUCUUUUACGACUUGCCUCAGCCAGUCACUGCGAAGUAUUGGCGUCUCAGAUCAACUGAAAACAAAUGGGCCGGAACAACUGAAUUUUCUUUGAAACCUUUGAUUAGACAAUAAGUCCAAGUUGCCUUUAAGAAAUUAUAACACAAACAGCAAAAUUUUUUGUAAACUUUUCAAUUUAUUUUUCUUAAUUGUUUUUCUUGAUCCUUUCAAAUUACAAUUUUAUAUCUACUUGUUUCGUGAAAAUAUUCUGCGUGCAUGGAUAUCUUAAUAAAUAUUUGAAUUUAUCAUGAGAUUGGCAUAUCAAAGCAGGUUUUCUAAAUAGAUAUCAAACUAAGCAUAUCAAAUCAAAUAAAUUAGAGAAUGUAUCACCUUCGUGGGUCAAUCUCGGUCAAACUCGUUUCCCAAUUAAGUCCGCGAUUUCUUCCGGCGAUGAAAUAAAGGCUCCGAGAACGGGAAUAAUCCAAACCGUGUGAAUUGCAUUACAACAUGCCACCGGCGUACGUGAACGACCAAUCAGAAUCAUUUGUGAUGACCAAUCAGAAUCAUUUCUGAUUUCGAUAUCUUUUUAUCCUAGAUAAAUGGUUUAAUUCUCCUUAGGAGGCUCCCAGGACGAGUUUUUCCAAGUAGAGGGAUGGACUGGUGUGGAGUUAUCGCAUACAGGAACUCGGACUCAAAUACCC